CCUUAGCCGGUCCGUGGUCUGACAGGAGGCUCCCCUUCCGCUCCGGCCCGUCCCAGCGUCCCGGGCCGGGGUCUCCCCUCCCAGUCUGUGUUGGACGGGGGCGCUGAGGCGGUGGCCGGGCCUGUCUGAGGAAGAGGGUGGGGCGUAGUCUAAGGACAGCCAAUAAGAGAGAAGGAAGCCACAAUUGGCGGCCAUGAGCGCUAAUGGGAGAUCGCCUUUGCCUUGUGGAGUGCCGCCCUCUUCUCUUCUCCCGCCUCCUUCCUUUUGGAGGAAGGCGGGGCCAGAGGACUGAAGUGUGGGGAGAACUUGGGCUCUGCUCUGCUUUAUGAAAUAUGGGAGACGACAGACCGUUUGUGUGCAAUGCCCCGGGCUGUGGACAGAGAUUUACAAACGAGGACCACCUGGCAGUUCAUAAACACAAGCAUGAGAUGACCCUGAAAUUUGGCCCAGCCCGGACUGACUCAGUCAUUAUUGCAGAUCAAACGCCUACUCCGACUAGAUUCCUGAAGAACUGUGAGGAGGUGGGGCUCUUCAAUGAACUGGCUAGUUCCUUUGAACAUGAAUUUAAGAAAGCUGCAGAUGAAGAUGAAAAAAAGGGUGCUGCUGGGCCUCUUGACAUGUCUCUGCCUUCUACCCCAGACAUCAAAAUCAAGGAGGAGGAGCCGGUGGAGGUGGACUCAUCGCCCCCCGACAGUCCUGCCUCCAGCCCCUGUUCCCCACCACUGAAGGAGAAGGAAGUUGCCACAAAACCUGUUGUGAUUUCUACCCCUACACCCACCAUUGUACGUCCUGGCUCCUUGCCUCUCCACUUAGGUUAUGAUCCACUUCAUCCAACUCUUCCUUCCCCAACCUCUGUCAUCACACAGGCUCCACCAUCUAACAGGCAAAUGGGAUCUCCUACUGGCUCCCUCCCUCUUGUCAUGCAUCUUGCUAAUGGACAGACCAUGCCUGUGCUGCCAGGGCCUCCAGUACAGAUGCCUUCUGUUAUUUCGCUGGCCAGACCUGUGUCCAUGGUACCCAACAUUCCUGGUAUACCUGGCCCACCAGUUAACAGUAGUGGCUCCAUUUCUCCAUCUGGUCACCCUAUGCCAUCAGAAGCCAAGAUGAGACUAAAAGCCACUCUGACCCACCAAGUCUCUUCAGUCAAUGGAGGUUGUGGAAUGGUGGUGGGUACUGCCAGCACCAUGGUGACAGCCCGUCCAGAGCAGAACCAGAUCCUCAUCCAGCACCCUGAUACCCCAUCCCCUGCCCAGCCACAGGUCUCUCCAGCCCAGCCCACCCCUAGCACUGGGGGACGGCGGCGGCGCACAGUAGAUGAAGACCCAGAUGAGCGACGGCAGCGAUUUUUAGAGCGAAACCGAGCUGCAGCCUCCCGAUGCCGCCAAAAGCGGAAGCUGUGGGUGUCCUCCCUGGAAAAGAAGGCAGAAGAACUUACUUCUCAGAACAUUCAGCUGAGUAAUGAAGUCACAUUACUACGAAAUGAGGUGGCUCAGUUGAAACAGCUGCUGUUAGCUCAUAAAGACUGCCCUGUCACUGCACUACAGAAAAAAACUCAAGGCUACCUAGAGAGUCCCAAGGAAAGCUCGGAGCCGACGGGUUCUCCAGCCCCAGUGAUUCAGCACAGCUCUGCAACAGCCCCUAGCAACGGCCUCAGUGUUCGCUCUGCAGCUGAAGCUGUGGCCACCUCGGUCCUCACACAGAUGGCCAGCCAAAGGACAGAACUGAGCAUGCCCAUACAGUCACAUGUGAUCAUGACCCCACAGUCGCAGUCUGCGGGCAGAUGAUGCCUCCCAUGAUGGAGAGAUCCCCAGCCAGAGCUCGCCCGCCUGAGCCAAGAGAGAGAUCAACUUACCCCUCCCAUCUGCCUUGGAUGUGGCAGUAUGGGAGAGGAGGAAAUUGUGUGUUGUGAGUAUGGACAGAUGUGGGGCUUUUCUCUUUAGCCACAUGAUCAUGUACGCUUGACACCUGUGCUAGGGGCUUCUGGCCCCAAAGCCACACAGAUCAUCCCCCAAGAGUGGGGUUUCUUAUGUACCUACAGCCAAAGGCCUUUGCAUAUGGUCCGAGCAGUCAUCCCUGGCCCUGAUGCAUGUGUACCUGUCUCUUAACACUAACCCUUGCGCUUGUAGGUUUGGGGUUUUUCAGUGUCCUCUCCUCCCAAUUGAGCUGUGGCUGUUAUCUUCUUAUUCCUUACUAGCAUGCCACUUCCUGCCAGAUAGAGGGAGACUAGAUUUGAUGGCAUGUUACUUGCUGUCUCGACCCCAGCCACCCCAUGCACUCAGGACUUUGUCUCCCAAUAGCUGCUUAUUUAUCUCUUUCCCCCUCCUCUUCCUAAUUGCAGUGAAAACAUUCACUUAUUGAGAAUGUAAUACCUUUGAUGUAUGAAGUAGCAGUAUUUUCCACCUCUUCCCUGUGCUUUAUUCCUUAUUCCCAUCUGCUACCAAAAACAGACACAAACAAAAAAAAAAAGCAAAACUCUGAGAGUUUGAAUCAUUUUCAUUUCCAAAUCUAUUGGGUACCUCAUUUUGUCUCUUGACUUUCCUUAGUCUAGUGGUGGGGUCUUUCCUACCACCCCACUAUGGCUUGGGAACCUCAUCUUGUGGCCUUAUUGUUAGUGGCAAUGAAAAGGGAGAGAGCCUGGGAUCUAACUGGGCUUCCCUGUCUCCUUCCCCACCCUCCAGUUCUAAUCAUCAGGGCAGACAGGAACAGUGUAAUUUAAAACUCGUUCCAUCAGGUUACUGGAUUAUCUAAUUCUUUGGUGUUUUACAAUAGUUUACUGGCUGAAGUCUACAUACUGUCAUCUUUGGUCAUCUGUGUGCUCCCUCCUCUCCACUUUGUUCCCCUCUCCACAUCACUGCCUUUCCCACCAUCACUGCUUUAAAUCAGCCCUCCUGGAGGUUCUCUUGUUCUGUGUUCCUCCUACAGCUCUCAGCCUCCCUUCUCUUCUGAGGUAUGUCUUGUUCCUGCCAGUGUCCAUCCCCUUCUCUGGAAACCUUCUUUCUCUCACCAGGUUCCUAGCCUAGCAGCCACUAGGUGUCUCUAGUUCUGAAAUUUCUUUGAACUCUUUUUUUUUUUUUUGUUCUGAGCCCCACAAAUGUUGUGCUUGUCCAAGGAACAGGCUCCAGGACUCUGAAACAUUGUGGUCAAGGUCCUGAGUGGCUUUUGAGUAUGAGUGAGUGGAGAGAGAAGAAGAAAAUGUAUAAACUCAACAUAGUGCUCAGGAUAUGGCCUGUUUGUCUGGGAGAUUGCUGACUGUGGCUAUUGGCUCCCUUAUUUGGUGGGAUACAGGGAAAGAAAUAACACCCCUCCUCUUCCUCGUCUCUCCUUGGCUCUGAACACUGCAGUCUCUUCCAGAGCCAGAGGCCUGUGGAUAGAUAGGUCAGCUUUAACAGCUCUGAGUAGAAAGCCGUCCCAGUUGUCCCAGAGCCACCUUCUGCCAUCUGCUCAAGCCAGGAGUCUUCUUUUCUGCCUCCAUCUUAAAUGUACAGAGUAACUGCUUGCUUUCUUUUUUAUUUUAUCUUCCAAAACUCGUUGUCAUGGAGGAAUGAGAAAAUGUUCUGUCUUACAUGAUUAUUCUUCAGUUUAGACGAGGAGCCCAUCCUGUGACAUGUCCUCCCGCAUUUUAUGUUCCCUCCUCCUCUAUCAUCAGUGCUGAACAGGCCACACCCAGUGAACAAACAAAAUGGUUUCCUCAACCUCUACCACCAGGGUCUCACCAGGAACGGCCCCUGAGGUGACAAGGCUAGCAGAUGUCACCAGACGGUCAGAGCAGGCCACCAUCUCCAGGGAUUUCACUUGGCUUUAGAACCUCACAGCCAUAGUUUGUGCUCAGGACUUACUCAGAUGGCUGCUUCCUGGACUUUUUUUUUUUUUUCCUGUUUAUAAAUUUUGUUUCUUUUCUUUCUUUUUUUUCUUUUUUCUUUUUUUUAAUGGCUUUUCAAGACAGGAUUUCUCUGUAUAGCCCUGGCUGUCCUGAACUCACUCUGUAGACCAGGCUGGCCUUGAACUCAUAGAGAGCCACCUGCCUCUGCCUCCCCGAGUGCUAGGAUUAAAAGUGCGAGCCACCACCGCCAGGCAUCUUUUUUUUUUUUUUUGUCUUGACUUCCCACUAGCAGCCCUGCACUAAAGCAUGAAAGAGUUUAUGGCUCCUGAGGAGCCCUCACAGACCCUUGGCUAUUUUUCUUCCUCCAUCAGUCGAGGGUUUUUAAAGUUGCGAAUCGGUCAGUGUCACUUCAUAUGUACCGAACAGUCUGCCCCUGUGUGGAUGUCUAGUGUAUGUGGAGGUUCUUUGUCACUUUCCUGACUCUCAUGUCCGCUUCUCUUGAGUCUUUGUUUUCCUAGCAGGAAGUUAGUGCUGGGGACCUGAGUGAUGCAGGGCACCAUCAGAAUGGUAGCAGGGAAGCAGCACUGAAAUUAGGGGCAGGACAACCCCAGAUACCUCUGUAGUUGGUUCUCAGUUCUGCUCUAAGAAAGCAGAGCAAGCCGGGCGGUGGUGGCGCACGCCUUUAAUCCCAGCACUCGGGAGGCAGAGCCAGGCGAAUCUCUGUGAGUUCGAGGCCAGCCUGGGCUACCAAGUGAGUUCCAGGAAAGGCGCAAAGCUACACAGAGAAACCCUGUCUCGAAAAACCAAAAAAAAAAAAAAAAAAAAAAAAAAAAAAAAAAAAAAAAAAAGAAAGCAGAGCAACUGCUUACAAUAACACUUCUCUUAUAGUCCUACAUUAUCGCUCCCAGUGGUCACCACCCUGAGCAUCCUAUGAUGUGCCAUAGAGGAGUCUCUGGUCAUGGCUAUUUGGGAUUCUGAAUGCUUCUUGUAUUUGGAUAUCAAUUUCUGUCUCUAGGUUUAGGAAAUUUUGUGCUAAAAUUUCAUUAAAUAAUUUGACUAUUACUUUUGAAUUUAUCUCAGGUCCUCCUUCUACCCCAUGGGUUCUGAGGUUUGUUUGAUCUUUUAAGUAUAUCCCAAGCUUUUUGGAAAUGCUGCUCAUGUUAAUUUAUGUGUGUGUGUGUGUGUGUGUGUCUGUGUCUGAGUAUUAUUAUUGUCUCAACUUUGUCCUCCAUUCCCAAACUGCUUGAUCUUAUCUCUUGGUGAUGCUUUCUGGUGAGGUUUUUUUACUUGAUUGUUUCUUUCAUGUUAAUUUCUGUUUGGUUCCUUUUCCAUGUUUGAAUGCCCUCACUAAAAUUUCCCUCCAUUUCUGACUUUCUCCUCCAGCUUACCCACUAUUUAGUUCACUUUGGAGGUUUUGUAUGUAAUUCCUUAGUUCAUUCAUGUGUAUUUGAGAUUUCUAUACAGUCAUGUAUCCUUUUUUAAAAUGAGACUCUGAAUUCUUUCUCAGACAUUUCAGCCAUCUCAGUACCUUUGGUUUCCAUUAAGGAGAGGUUUGGAGUGUGUCCUGGUGGGUUGUUGUCUCAUAAUCUUUGUGUUUCUCUGUGGCAUUUUAUGCAUCAGUCAAGAUGGAUAUGUCCUCUGGUUUUAACUCAUCUUUUUCCAACUCUGUUUUGUUUUACAUAAGUCCACUGAGCCCUUCUUAAGAACCUAUCAGAAAGGAGCUGAGAAUGUGAUGUCUGAGGACUCUUCUGAGCGAUCACAACCUGCUCUGUGCUCUAGCUGUCCCACUCCCAUAUAACAAAGCUUGUUCAGAGUUGGGAAGGCUGAGAAGCCUCCCAGCACCCAAGAGAACUACAAAAGACAUGGCUCCUUACUCCUUUUCUGUUGGUUGAACACCCUAAGUCGGCCUGCCUCCUUCCUCCACUCCUGUCCAUGCUGUAAGCACCAGACCACACACUAAAGGGAGCUGUGCUGGUGAACCUUGCCUUGCUGCCUGCCUUCCCUCUCCAUUCUGUAGCUCUGGACUCCUUUUCUUGAUUCACUUCUCCCAUCUCCUCAGGGACCUGCCCUCCAGCACCAUCAUCCUGAGAGAUGGAGUGCUUUACUGUAACCUGUCCUAUUGACAGCCUGAACCACGAGAAAGACAGACACACACACACACACACACACACACACACACACACACACACACACACACACAGAAUUCUUCCUCUGGCUCCUGAGAGGCUCCUUAAAGGUGCUAACUCCUGAGAUUGCUCUUCCCAGUUUGUCCCUUUUAUAACUUUCUUCCCAUCCCCAGAUCACAUUUUCAUUAAUAUUAUCUAUUAUAUCCACAAAAAAAUAAAUACGUUCUAGUCAGUCUGUUUACACUCCAAUCUUCCUGCUGUGUCACACGUGCCUUUGUUGAUGAGCUCCUCCUACUUUCUUUAGACGUGUCUGUCCGGAGUUAGAGGUGUGGAGGAGCAGGACAGAUGAGGACCCUAAGGCCUAUUAGAAGACCCCACCCCACUACAGUCCAGCUAGACAUUCUUCUUACAAAUGCUGUUUCUCUCAGUACGCAUGCGUGUACAUAGACAAAUCCUCCUACUCUGACCGGAGUGGUGACCCCACAGCACAGUGCCUACUGGCCAACAUUCCCACCUUCUGCACUGUUCCUUUGAGGUAAAAUCCUACUCCAGAAUGAACAAGGCUGGUGAGAGUAGGGCAGGUUAAGGCAGCUUAUGUCCUUGUAGAUGCAAGUUUCUAUUUUAGCUACUAGGUGUUUUCUUUGGUUUUUUAUUGUUUUUUAAUGUGGACCUGGUAGGCUACCCUAUACCCCAGCUACUGGAGAGUAAGGGUUUAGCUGGUAAGUGGCUGUGAGCACUAGUUUCAUUGACUUACCUUAGGGCAGUGGUUCUCAGAACAUGGUUCAAGAGCAGCGUCAGCAGCACCAUCAUCUGGAGCUUGCUGAAAAUGCACGCUCUUGACCAUUCCAACCCCCCGAGUUGGACACCCUGAAGGUGAGCGUUAAGAAGCACUCUGUGCUUCUAGUACACACUAAUGCAUGAGUCCCUGGGGGACAGGCUGGGAGCAUCUUAGCUCUGGGAUGACAAGGAUUACUUUAAAUGUGUACUCUGCCUUAGCAUUGACUUUUUUAUUUCCCCCAGUCCCUUCCUCCACUCCCAUUAAAAUAGCCACCACCACAUCACUCAUCUCAAAUUCUAGGUUUCUCUUCCUUCUAGUCUUAGUUCUAAAACCUUUUCCUGUAUUGUUCUGGGCAGGACUUACCCGUAUUUCCUUGCAGGCUUCUCACUCUGCAUUUUUGGUGACAUUAAGAACCAGCAGGAAAGCCGGGCAGUGGUGGCGCACGCCUUUGAUCCCAGCACUUGGGAGGCAAAGGCAGGCAGAUCUCUGUGAGUUCAGGGCCAACCUGGUCUACAUAGGGAGUUCAAAGCUACACAGUGAGACCCUGUCUCAAAACAACCAACCAAGCAAAUCAUCAGGAGCCAUAGUUGUCCAGUUUCUCCUUGUGCACAGACACACACCUCUUGCAGGCAGGGAGAUUAGCCUCCACUCCCACAGUGGAGCCUGCUACAUCCUGAUAGAGUAUCUGUUGAGAAGAAAGAAAUGUGUAUCUAUGAAUAUAUCUCUGUUCACCUAUAUAUUUUUGACAUGUAGCAAUACCUCUCCAUCCUCAAGGAACUCAACCCAGCCUGGGUCUCCCCAGGCUCCAGUGGUAGACCCUGACAGGUGGGAGGAUACAGUGCUAUGGGAUGUUUUGUUACAAAACUGUCUUUUCUCUUUUCCCUCCACCCAAUUCAGCAUGACCCCUGUGAGCAGGCUCUCACAAUCUCCUGGGGCGGGGCUGAGGCAGGGGCUUUGAGCUCAUUUCCCUAACCGUCCCUUCUUAUUUCCCCCAUGCCAUUUAGUAGUUAUCACCCAGCCUUGCCUUCUCGCUCCGUCCUUUGCCCUGACAUAUACUGUGCCUUAUUUAUGCUGCAAAUAUAACAUUAAACUAUCAAGAGAAUCACGGGUAUGUUUGGUGCUUCCCUACUCAGACCCACGAGACCCACUGGACUUUGAUGUUUGAUCAUCCUCUCCCUUCCAUUUCUUAGGGCAGAAAGAGCAGGGCUCUCCUCUCUGCCUUCUGUAGGUAACAUGGCGUUACAAAAGGCACAGAGUUCAGAUCUUUGAACUGCCUCAGAGACAAGGCAUCACCAGAAUACUGACUGGAGAACUUAAUGUGUGCUUCAUUUAAAUGGGAAGUGGGGUUGCCUGAAGACCAGGAAUCUCUUCUCUUUCAGUGUUUUGUCCUCAUUCCCUUCCAACAAUUGAAAAGAAAGAGACAGGGAGUGUCCACAGAGACAGACAAUGUCAAGCUUUCUGUAGAGGGAGAGAGAGCUGGAGAGAUGAUUCAAUGGUUAGGAACACACACUGCACUUGCAGAGGAUCCGAGUUUGGGUCCCACAUCCACGUUGGUUGCCUCACAGCUACCUAUAACUCCAGCACCAGGGGAUCUGAUGCCCUCUUCUGGCCUCCACAAGCACUGCACUCACCUGCACAACCCCCUCCCCAACACACACACACACACACACACACACACACACACACACACACACAAA
Peromyscus californicus insignis is the source of this 8421-nucleotide messenger RNA. RefSeq names its product activating transcription factor 7 (gene Atf7). The record is from RefSeq and is a predicted model, not a curated record. The transcript has 12 exons. Gene Ontology annotation, biological process: regulation of transcription by RNA polymerase II. NCBI's taxonomy places the organism in Eukaryota, Metazoa, Chordata, Mammalia, Rodentia, Cricetidae. Bases 333 to 1784 code for a protein of 483 amino acids. Gene Ontology annotation, molecular function: cAMP response element binding; DNA-binding transcription factor activity, RNA polymerase II-specific.